GCUGCCUUGAAACUCAAACACUUGGACGAGCGUCAGUGGUUUUUUUUUCGAACAUCAACAUUUGGUUUUGGUUUUGGUAGGCAGCGGAUUUCUUCAGACAAAGAGCACGAUGGGGCUCUCCAGUGACGGUAGGCGAUGACGGAGACCCGCUUGUUUUCCUCAUCGGCCAGAACAACAAAAGGCCUACAGAGUACUGUCCCGCCAUCUUCUCGAGCAUAAGUCAUCUUGAAGUUGUGCCACUGCAUUUUUGCACUAGCACGGUAACCGCAGCCUGCACGAGGCCCAGGACACACCGCGACCAUGCCGAACCCUCCGCAACCGCCGAAAAAGCAGAAGGUGCUGCUGACGGCGGAGGAGCCGCGGAGUUCCGGGUUCCAGGCCAUUUUCAAGGCGCCCAGCCAGCUGGGAAACAGCUACCAGACACAUGUCGCGGAGGUUGAGGGGGGCAAGAAGACGGGCAACCUCCAGAUCAGCAAACUCGAUGCCGCCAAAUACAUGGACGCCUACGCGGCGGCAGAGCGCCCGCCAAAGGAGGAAAUACAGAGAAAACAGGUUCGAUACUUGUAUGUUUCCCAAGAAUCAUCUUGCUCUGGCGGGCACGAAAAAAUGUGGAGUAAUAGUCGGGAUGAUUUUCUUCCAAAGCGCAUGAAGACAUGUGUACUCAAAAAUACUAAAACUCCAGGAACUCAUCGGGGACCUCGCUCGGAUGCAGCGGCACGUGGUCGAGCAAGACCCGGAGAAGGACAUUGUUGACCGAUCAGAGAAGCGCGAGAAGUUUCUGCAGAGUCGAAAAAAGCGACACGACGACGCGGUGCUCGACUGCGAGGCGGAGAUCGAUAAGCUGCAUGACAGCUGCACGGAGAAAUUACAAAACUUCUCCAAAAACAUGAAAACCUACAUCAAGAGUCGGGAUGUCGAGGCAGAGGCGAUUUUGGAACCGCUGGAAAAUGAUCUGGAUAAGCUCGGAGAGCAGAGCGAGGCCUGGGUGCAGAACAAACUUACAGAGUUGGAGGAAGGUAGAAAAUGAGGAUUAUCGUUCACAGCAUCUUCUUCGCUUGAGGUAGGGCUUACGUCUCGUCUCUCCGUUUCUUCGCUGUCGUUUUCGAUAUACUUAGUUCUGAGGGCCGAGAUGCUGAUCUGCAUGUUGCGCAGGAAAAAAUUUAUUUUACGCAUGAUGCCAACACGAGUUGUCCCAACAACGCCUUGUACUAUCGCUGCAAAAAUGGUAUAAUAUACUAAACAGGCAUCGCCCAGCGCGAGACGAAGAUCACAGAGUUUCACGUAUUGAGAGGAAAAGUCCCCCCUCCCCAUAUCGAAAAGGUAUGUUUCCGAGAAUUUGUGUUGCUGAUUUGAGACCACAAAUCACGUCUGUCUUGCAAGGAGACAACUCCACAGCCUCUGCCGCAUUAUGCGCGCGGUUUGUGAUGCUGUUGGGCCUACAGCAUGGACGUUUCUCAUGCUAGCGCCUAGGCCAAAGCCUCUCUACUCAGGCUUGGCAGGAGCCUGCAGUCCUCUACUGCAAGACAAACCUGAUUUGUAUAUGCAAACCCAGCAUCAGUCAUCAGAAACUUCCUUUUGGUGUGGGGAGGGGGGAUUUUUCUUUGUGAUAUCACGAGAACCUGCAGGAGUUGGAGAAGUUUCGCAAGCGAGAGGCCCUCGACCAGCUGACGUCGAUGGUAAACAAGUGCACCGCCGCGGCGCACUGCAGUCCCGGCGAGGUAGAGCGGAUUUGCGACGCCAAAUCGCACACGAUCAACUCGCUGACGCUGGAGAACUGCAAGAAGGCCACCGAGGUGUUCACCCGGCUGAAGGCGCAGAACAACGAGAACAGCAAGGUUUUCCGGCGCCGCUGGUACGAGGGGCUGCUGCGGUGGAAGCGGAAGCGACACCAGACCGCUGUGGAGAACGUCCUGCAGCGCAUCGAGUCGCGGGAGUUUCGCGCCUGCCCGGAGUUGGUUUCGCUGCUGGCGCGCAUCCGUGCCCAGCAGCGGGACGUGUUUGAGCAGCGGAAGGAACUGCUGGUCCAGGUGUUCACCACGGAGAUUGACAGUCUGAACUCGAACAAGCUGCGCGGGAUCGAGGAGCAAAUCACUGCGAUUAACGAUCGGACCAGCGAGGAGACCGACAACUUCCUAGUGGAAUUGAAAGAACUGAAGGACACACUGCAGUACAAAAGCGAGGGCAUGCUGAACCAGCUGAGGACGGAAUUGGAGAUGUAUUCGAUUUUUUUUUUUCAGCACAGCCACAGUUUAUUUCGUCUUCAUUUUGGUCACUGUUUGUCAAUGAAUGUCGUCGAUGUGCUGCUGUUUCAUCUAAAGCUAAACCCAAUACUUAUCUCUUGCUUCUCUUAAUCCUGGGUUUCUUGAAAGAAGUUCCUCCUCCUGAAAAGCACUUUUUCCACCCAUCCAACGACCACAGGUACGACGCCCGCACCGAGUGGGGCGACUACGAGUCGGUGAAGGCGUUGGUGGACGGGGAUAUCAAGCCGCACAUGCGAAACUGCCUGAACUGGAUCGAGAACCUGUGCUUGGAGCUGGCCAACGUGAUGCAGACGCUGGACGAGUGGGCGCACCACACCUGCUUCAACCUGAACACGUUCAGCAUCAAGAUCGCGACGCUCCUGGAGCAGUUCAAGCAGCAGCUGCUGGAGUUGAAGGUGAAGCACCAGGGCGAGAUUGACGACUGCAUCCAGGACCACGAGGACGAGAAGAAGCGAAACGAGCAGGACAUGGUGAAUUUCCACGAGCUGAUGGACGACGAGGUGCACAUCGAGGGGCUCGACGUCCUGCUGCAGCAGACGUUCGACAAGCUGGACGUGAUCGCGCAGUCCUACCGCGAUUUCGCGAAGAACCUGCUGGACAUCCACCGGUCCUACGAGCCGAAGAUCCACGCCUUCUUCCGCCUGCAAACGGACCUGUUCAUCCCGCACAUGGCGCUGACAAGAAAGCCCGAGGAGGACGAGCUCGAGGAGGAGGAGGACGAGGAGGGCGGGUCCAGGCCGCAGUCCCCCAAGCAGUCCGGGGGGGAGGAGGAGGAGACGGAGCCCUUCUGGGGCGACGCCCCGGAAAACUUCUCGUUUGCGCUGCUGAAAAAGGUCGAGGACGACCUGUGGCGGCUGCAGCUGGUGCCGAAGAUCGACGAGGAGGGUGAGGAAAAGCACUCGAGCUCCGACGACCCAGAGGAGAAAACCGUCGGCCUGCCCGCGGACGUGAAAAAGGAGCUGGCGCUGGACGACUCGCUGAACCGCGUGGUGCGCAUGCCCAAGUGCGCGGAGGGCACCUGGACGCUGGAGGAGCUGAUCUUCAAGACGCACUUCGUGGAGGACCUGCUGCGCUCCAUGCGGAAGCGGCUGUUCGCGUUCCUGCACGAACACAAGUCCACGCUGGACGACACCGCGCGGGCGGUGCUGAAGGCGGAGGACGAGCGGAUCAACAUGGAGCUGGACCAGACGCUGCGGCGGCACACGAACCGGAAGGGGGAGGUGCAGGUGGACUGGUACAACCCCCGGUACACGAUCAUCGAGAAGCACAAGAACCGGUUUGAGCGGCACAUGAUCACCAUCGCGCAGAAGUCCGCGGCCCAGGAGGACGAGGCUGUGAUCUGCUACGAGAAGGUGGUGGAGGCGGAGACAGUGUACCACGAAACCAUCGCCAUGUUCACCGGGAAGCUGUCCGAGGCACGGAACCUGGCCGCCCUCACGGCGGUGGAGCGGAAGGGCAAGGACUGCUGCGCGAAGUUCGUAGAUGUAUGUCGGAGCAAGGUGGAAACCCUGGAAACGCUCGCGAUUAACGGGAUUCAGUCCUUAGUCCUGCUCAACCGGGACUUCGUGCGGAUGUGCAAGGCGGGGGGCGACAACUACUCCAAAAGCGAGAUCAUCUACUACAAGGAGCAGACGACAAUAUUGAACGACGCGCUGAGUACGAAAAAGGCGGACAGGUAUCAUGGAGAGGUUUUUUCCUGGGCGUUUUGGUAGUUUACGUUGUUGUCAAGCAUGCUUGUGUAGGUGGAUGUGGAGCUAUGAGAUUUUUUUUUUGCAAAAGACUGAGAUGGGAUUGAGAUUCAGUGCGGCUAAAAAACGACUGCCCCCCGAAUGAAUGAACAGGACGUCCCGGCUCGACGAGGAGAAGGCCGCGCUGCCGCAGAGACAGCAGGAUCCGCUCGAGAAAUUUCUGCAAGCGUAUGCGGACGCCGUGGACAAACUUUCCCAAGAGCUGGGUCUCGGGCCGGUGUACGGGGCGCCGCGGCGGCGGGCGCAGGAGGCGUGCCGGACGAUCAUGUCGCGCACCGACACCACGCUAUUUGGGUUGGGGCAGUACUUCCGAUACUUUAAGGACGUGAUGGACAAGAAGGAGGAGCCCGGGCCGCACACACUCAAUUUCCAGCUCCGACAGCAGGAGGUGUGGAAGAAAAAGCUCCCGCCUCCGUCCACGGAGAUGAAGGCCUGCUUCCUCGUGAUCGUCACGGGGAUGUUGAAGCUCGGGAAACACCUGGAGGCCUUCAAGUCGAAAUUCAACGACAAAUACAACAAUCAGGACGACAAGGCGGUCACGGAGUUCUCGAAGCUCGAGGAAAGAAUACUGAACGCCGCGGGUGGGGGCGCAGCGGCGCCCGAUCUGGCCGAGGACGAAAAGCAGCUGAUGGUGGAGGUCAGCGAGAAGCUGCUCGGCGCGAUACCGACCUCGGACCUGUUCACACCGGGAAUCGCGAAAGUGGACCAGGCGGGCAAAGACGCGUACUCGCUUCUGUGCUGUUCUUCGCCAUGAUGAAAACCUGCCUUCUAGUAGCGAAGCAAGUAUACAUUUCAGUAGCUAGGGGACGUACAGAGAAGAUUUUUUUGAAGGUAUAUGCUGCCACCGCCGCCUAUAGGGCAGUGAACCCAGAAUUUGUAUUUUAGAAAUUAUGACACAUCUUCAACAUCAUCAUCGCCAUUAGGUACAAGUCUGGCCUGCCGGAUUUUAUGGCGAAAUUUCUUGCCGAUAUGAAAGUGUCCACCGAGUCGCACCGGCAGAAAAACUGCCGAGAACUCCGGGAAAAGUGCCGCCUCCUGCGGGACGAGGUGCUACUGCAAGUCGGGCCCAGCGCGUUCGGGGAUUUGCUGGAGAGGCAACUUGAGAGCUGCAAACAGGCGAUAAUAAAACUGUCCAAACAAAUGGGCAAAGCGGCGGCAUUGUUGGAGGAAAGGAGACUUUCACACGAACAGAGACUCACGCCCAGCCUUGCAAACCCGAACAACGCACGAAUACUGCAAAAAUUGAAGGACGACGAGGCGCUACGCUACAAGGACGCGUGUGAAUGUAAGUUUAUAUUUUUGAUCUUUUUAGCUUGACAGGUGCUGUCACGGCUAGCCGGAACAAAGCAGCUUUGGCAAGCGCCCCGCCACCUUGUCGAUGGAAAACAACGCAAAUUUCCUUUCCUUGCGUUGACAUUCACGUUCCUUUAUCAUUAUCAUUUCUUCUUACCACAAUCACAGCGCUGAACCGGUUCAAACUCGAGUUCGCGAACACGCUGCAGCGGGAGGCCGUGGCUUUUUUGCACAAGCUGGUUCUGUUGUUCCAAACCCUGGUGCGGGUUCUGGAUGCGGUCCCAAUGCCCACGCACUUCAACCCCCUACCGGGCGAUGAGAACGUACAGAAGGAACGGAUGAGCAUCAAGCGGAGGAAAAGGCGGGUGUUCGCGGGACACGAGGGACCCAUAGAAGUGGACGACGAGAAGCUCCCGCCGAGAACAUGGGAGGGGGUUGCGACCAAUUUGUGGCAACUUGACUACGGGGAGUUCUUUGCCGUCGAGAACGAGUUUCUGCAGGCCAGGAUAAGCGAUCCAGCAGGUAGAAAAAUACUUGAGUAGUCUCUAAGCACAUUCAGAAGCAGAGUAGGUCUUUUUGACUUUCUUGAACACAAAAUGCAGGGCCAGUCUGCACCUGCAGUCACACCCAGUCUCUCGCGCGUUGCGCAACAUGCUGGUUUUUGUUUUAUACACAUACAUAGAUGACGCUCACGCUAUUUCUCUGCCCAUGUUGUAUGACUUCGAUCCUCGCAGGUGCCCCCGCGUCUUUGACUUACACCGACGCGGAGAAGCAGAUUGAGAUUGCGGUGCCCUCUUUUUCCGCUGCCGCAACUACUCCUGUGGAGGAGGGAAGCGUGUUGCAACCCGAACCCCAGCCGUUUCCUGCCGACUCGCUGCUGCAGCACGGGAUUAGCCCGUCUAUCGAAAGCUUUCGCACCGACGUGCACAAGUCGCUGUUUCGGAAAAGAAAUAGUGUGUAUGAGGAAUUCAAAGUGUACUUUCAAAAAGAGGUGCGCGACGUCGGGACGGUGCUCAAGGAAAAACUCGAAAAAGAGCAUGCGGGCGAGGCGAAUUGGCAAAACAUGUGCCAGCAGCUGGUAUCGGGCCUUAGUGAGGACUGAUGUCGUGGUGCCUCGGGCGGAUGAAGAGAGUAUAGAACUUUUGUACUUUCUUUACCUUUCGGCCUUCCCAUGGCCCGGGUUGUUUUUCCCUCUAUUGUAAUUAUGCCCUAGGUACUACUUCAGUCUGUGCCCCAGGUGUAAUUGUGCCCAAGAAUGUCACCAAAUUCGGUUUAUUGUCAACUUAUCAACAAACUUAUCGGCUAAGCUUUUAUUUUACGGUAAUAUGUCAACGCGAACGGGACGAAAAGCAGCAGCCUCUGGGCAGCGGUGGCUCGUUGCAGUCCUGAACAAGAGGUCGCCCAGUAACAGACUGCUCGCUGUCUGGUUUCUGG
Molecule: messenger RNA, 6736 nt
Organism: Amoebophrya sp. A120
Lineage: Eukaryota; Dinophyceae; Syndiniales; Amoebophryaceae
Source: the annotation of a GenBank genome assembly